AUGAAGGCAUCUAUUCUCUUGUGGUGCCUUGGUGCGCUCACCUCGGCAGCCGCCGAUACCUUGGCAAGCCUGGCAAGCCUCCCCGACCACCCGAGAUUGAUGCUUACCCCCAGUCGCAUCAAGGAAGUGGCUUCCAUGAUCCGUCAGGACUCAUUCUACCGAGGCAUUAUUUGUUCACUGAAAGGCACAGCAGACGCCGCUGUUGCUACGCCAUUCAACAUAACUGAUGCUUCCAAAUGGGCCAGUACUACUCGCAUGCAGGUGGGUGCCGUGGCUGGAACGUUCCUGUUGCGAAAUAAGACCGUCUACUCGGAAUGGGUUAAAAAUACCAUUCUUACACUGUCAAACUUGCCUGAUUGGGAUCCCUCCAACUUCCUGGUCACCGCGGAUAUUGCCAUGACGGUCGCCAUCGGCUACGACUGGGUGUACGAUGAGCUUACACAGGAUCAGCGCAACACCAUUGAGCUUGCAGUUUCUAACAAGGCGUUUACUCCUGCUCUCACCGCUUCGCCCACCUCCUGGGUAUCCCACACCAACAACUGGGCUCAGGUGACACGCGGAUGUUUGGUUAUUGCUGCUCUGGCGGUUGGAGAUAAGAACCCUGCGCUUGCAAGCGAGAUAAUCGACUUCUCUAUGAAACAGCUCAACGUCUCUUUGGAGCAAUAUGCUCCUGAUGGAGCGUGGUUUGAGGGUCAUUCCUACGGCGCUUACACUGGAAUCUUCCUCUCCUUGAUGCUCAGGUCUAUGGAGACCGCAUUGGGCACUGACCUCGGGCUCUCCAACCUGCCUGGAGUCAGCAACUAUGGCGGCUGGCUCACUCAUGGCUUUGGACAGGCCGGAGGCUUCAGCUGGGCCGAUGGUAGCUGGCUUUUUGCAAACGCGAACACCUUGUGGAGCGUUGGCUACUUUGCGCAGCGCUUCAACAAGCCCGAAUGGCUCCAGACCAUGGUAUCCCACUUCAACACCGCGCAGCUGGCCUCGUUCCAGGCCUUUGUCUUUUACGAUUCCGCGCUCAUGACGCCCAGUCUCCUGCCCACCACAUCCCGGUCCAACCAGUUUAAGAAUGUCGCCGGCAUGACGCACCGCUCAUCCUGGACGGACACCAACGGCUGGUUCUUUGGCUUCAUGGGCGGCUUCAACGGCCGCUCGCACGGACACCUCGACGCCGGUUCUUUUGUAAUAGAAUACAAGGGCUACCGAUGGGCGCAGCUGCUGGGCUCGGACAGCUACAGCCUCACCGACUAUUUCCAUGCCCCGACUCGCUGGAAGUACUACCGCUGCAGGACCGAAGGUGCCAACACGCUGAGCAUCUCUACACAGAAGCAAACUGCGCUGAACUUCGCCAAUCAGAUUCCCUCUGCGAAUAACUCUCUGCGCUGGGUCGGUAGCUUUGACAAAGCCAGUCGUUUUGGUGUCGCCAACCUUACGCAGGCAUACUCCGACGUUGCAACUAGCGUUCUCCGCGGCGUGGUGCUUUUGAAUGAUCGCGUGCUUGUCGUCCGUGAUGAGGUGCGCGCCCAGCAGCCCGUCGAUAUUGCAACCAGUUGGCACACCACGGCUAAUGUCACAAUUAACAACAACCAAAGUGCUACUCUGGAGCAGGGUGGCAUAGCUAUGCACCUCACGGCGGUGUCCCCUCCCGGCGCAUAUUUCGAGCUGAUUGAUACGAAUCCGUGCAAUGCCUAUAGUCCUUGCGCAGAGAUGACCAAUCAAGGCAUCUACAACUUGGCAGUUAGACUGCCCAGCCUUACCACUGCGGCAAAUAUUUCCGUGGUUCUCUCGGAGAGCGGCACGGAAGCUACGGCGUUUGAUGUACCACUGAGCCAAUGGUAUGCGGACUGCCGAGAGGAUUGCUGGGAAUCUGAGAAUAUUCUGGACCCAUAUUGGCUCAGAAAUUCUGAAAUAUAUUACUAG
This is a messenger RNA of Cordyceps militaris CM01, 1914 nucleotides long. Its product is annotated as Heparinase II/III family protein. The coding region runs from base 1 to 1914 and encodes 637 amino acids. The record is from RefSeq and is a predicted model, not a curated record. NCBI's taxonomy places the organism in Eukaryota, Fungi, Ascomycota, Sordariomycetes, Hypocreales, Cordycipitaceae. The transcript has a single exon. Gene Ontology annotation, molecular function: lyase activity.